AUGUGUUCUGUGACUUGCAUUUCAAUCAUGAGUAAUUCAGAUUGUAAAAUAUGCCGUAUAUGUUUGAAUCUUAAAAUUAAUGAAAAAUUUGAACCUCUACAAGGUUCUUUAAAAACGAUGCUUGGUAUUAUAAUACCUAAUUUGAAACUCGAAUUUACUAAUAACCCUGUUAUGUGCAAAGAAUGUUUGAGUUAUAUACAAAAAGCUUUUGAAUAUAAAACUAAUUUUUUUGAAGUUGAAGAAAUAAUCGAGACAAAAAAAGAAAAAUGCAAUAUGAAUAAUCCUUCUUUAAGUGAUUUAAUGAGAGGCAAACAAUAUAGGAAGUCAUCAAACAUAAACUAUUGCAGAACUUGUUUAGUAGAAGUUAAAUCGCAAUCAUAUAUUGACAUGAAAAAAACACAAGGAAAAUGGAAAGAUCUUUCGUUAUUAGAAAACUGUCUUUUUGAAAUGGAUUCAAAUUUGACAUCUGAUUGUAAAGUGUGCCGUAUGUGCCUUGAUAAACUUGAAGAAAUGUAUAAAUUCAAAAUAAAUAGCGUGAAAACUGAAGAACGAAUUAUUGCAUAUCUGAAAGAAAAUUCUUUAGACUCUGAUUUGAAACUAAACUUAUGUGACAUUCUUUCAAUCGGCAAAGAACUAAAUAAUGAAACUGAGGUUAUACCAGAAGUUAAAAAAGAAAAACUAAACCUAUUGGACGUUGUUUCAAUUAAGAAAGAACCAAAUAAUGAAACGGAAAUUCUACCAGAAGUUAAAAAAGAGUGUGUAGAAAAUAUAUGUAAUAACAAUUAUGAUAAUACUCAAAUAAAGAAAGAAAAAGAUGAGCUAAAUAUUUACCUGAACAGCUUAGAAGCAGAAUUUAAAAAUCAUGCUAAUAAUGACGAGGUGGUUGACUAUAAUUAUGAAGAAUAUAGUAAGAAAGAUUCUAGUGGAAAGCACAUUUACUGUUGUCCUUUAAAUAACUGUUCAGUAGUUAGUAGGUACAAAUAUAACAUUAAGCGACAUGUGAAGGAAGUACACAAAAUCAAAACAAGACAAACAAACAAAUUAUUUAAAUGUACUAAUUGUGAAUUUACUUCUUCUACAAUAACUUAUGUUGAGACAAUUAAGCAUCAACUAAGCCAUGCCAACAGUGACAUUUAUAAAUGUACAAAAUGCUCAUACACUAAUGAUAAAAAAACUGAACUUAUUAGGCAUAUAUUUUCUCAUAUAACUGAUAAGGCUUUAAAAGAAUAUCAAACAUUAGACCAUUAA
Psylliodes chrysocephalus is the source of this 1248-nucleotide messenger RNA. NCBI's taxonomy places the organism in Eukaryota, Metazoa, Arthropoda, Insecta, Coleoptera, Chrysomelidae. The record is from the annotation of a GenBank genome assembly.